Myiozetetes cayanensis is the source of this 1144-nucleotide messenger RNA. It is a transcript of the gene SSBP4, whose product is annotated as single stranded DNA binding protein 4. Gene Ontology annotation, biological process: positive regulation of transcription by RNA polymerase II. The transcript is spliced from 16 exons. The record is from RefSeq and is a predicted model, not a curated record. Gene Ontology annotation, molecular function: single-stranded DNA binding; protein binding. Lineage: Eukaryota; Metazoa; Chordata; Aves; Passeriformes; Tyrannidae. Gene Ontology annotation, cellular component: nucleus. The coding region runs from base 33 to 1091 and encodes 352 amino acids.
GGCCCGGGGCCGCUGACAGCCGCCGCCGCGCCAUGUACGCCAAGGGCAAGGGCUCCGGCGUGCCCUCGGACGGCCAGGCCCGCGAGAGUGAGCUGGCGCUCUACGUCUACGAGUACCUGCUGCACGUGGGGGCCCAGAAAUCCGCCCAGACCUUCCUGUCGGAGAUCCGAUGGGAGAAGAACAUCACGCUGGGGGAGCCCCCUGGCUUCCUGCACUCCUGGUGGUGCGUCUUCUGGGACCUGUACUGUGCCGCCCCGGAUCGCCGGGAGACCUGUGAGCAUUCCAGCGAGGCCAAAGCCUUCCAUGACUACAGCGCGGCGGCCGCGCCCAGCCCGGUGAUGGGGAACCUGCCCCCCGGGGACGGCAUGGCCGGGGGUCCUGUGCCCCCCGCCUUCUUCCAGCCCUUCAUGUCCCCCCGCUACCCCGGCGGGCCCCGGCCCCCACUCCGGAUGCCCAACCAGCCCCCCGUGGGUGUUCCCGGCUCGCAGCCACUGCUGCCCAACGCCAUGGACCCGGCUACGCGGUCACAGGGACAUCCUGGAAUGGGGGGCCCGAUGCAGCGCAUGAACCCCCCCCGAGGCAUGGCCGGCAUGGGACCCCAGACCUAUGGCAGUGGGAUGCGACCUCCCCCCAGCUCGCUGGCCGGUCCUGGCAUGCCUGCCAUGAACAUGGGUCCCGGUGGCCGCGGGCCCUGGCCCAACCCCAACGCCAACUCUAUCGCCUACUCCUCCUCAUCCCCUGGGAACUACGUGGGCCCCCCCGGGGGUGGUGGCCCCCCCGGUACCCCCAUCCUACCCAGCCCCGGAGACUCCACCAACUCCAGUGAGAACAUGUACACCAUGAUGAACCCCAUCGGACCCGCGGGCAACCGGCCGAACUUCCCGAUGGGGCCUGGCCCCGAGGGGCCCAUGGGCGGGAUGAGCGCGAUGGAGCCGCAUCACAUGAACGGAUCCCUAGGCUCCGGGGACAUGGAUGGGCUGCCAAAGAGCUCCCCCAGUAACCUGGGGGCCCUGAGCAACCCCCCCGGGACCCCUCGGGACGACGCCGAGCUGAGCAGCAAUUUCCUAAAUCCCUUCCAAGCGACAGCGUAAGGGACCCGGCGGGGACCCCGCGGACCCCCGGGGGCAGGCGGCGAGGGCGGGGG